Molecule: messenger RNA, 903 nt
Organism: Knipowitschia caucasica
Lineage: Eukaryota; Metazoa; Chordata; Actinopteri; Gobiiformes; Gobiidae
Source: the annotation of a GenBank genome assembly
AUGACUUUUAACCACAACAUGUUACGAAUAUUUUUUUUCUGCGCAUGCACUCACGUUGUUGUAUUUGGAGACGUCGUUUCGGACUUAUUAGACAAACCAGACUCGCUGCGCAGUCCAAGUUUUCCUGUAUUCAAGCCCAACGUGGAUGCCCUGUCCCGUGUGGACCUGCUCACUACCCUCACAGAAUUCUCGGACGUCAGCCAGUAUUGCAAAGAACUUCUGGACUUGUUUGGGAAUCAAUAUGUGGCUUAUGUGAACUGUCUAGUGCCAGCAGCCCGACCUGUCAAAGUGUGCCAGAACUGCUUCGCAAGCUUCGUAAACCUAAAUAUAACAUACACAAACAUCUCAUCAGAUGAAAAAGGUCCAGGGGGUGAAGUCUGUCGGGACACUCUACUGCGAAGCGAUAGGCUGAUGUUAGUUUUUCUCCUGUUCAGUAACUUGGGAGGAAUAUGGGACAAAUCCCAUUGCAAAAAUUGCAUAUUAAGUGAUGGUUCAAGUUUAACCAAUGACACACUAUAUUUUCUGGCAAUCUUCAACCAGACAUACAACUGUUUUGAUCAGUACCAACAGGGUAACCACUCAGAACUGUGUAAGAACUGCAAAAGCACUUAUCGUGAUUUAAGCAACCUGUACAGUGACAUGGAAAAGAAUGAUACAAUGUGUAUAGACAUCGAGGACGCGAUGAACGCGACCCGCAGACACUGGAGCAAAACCUUUAACUGCUCAUUCCCACGUGAGGAAAACGUACCGAUCGUUGCCGUGUCCAGCUUCAUGCUUUUUCUGCCGAUCAUCUUCUACUUGAGCAGCUUCCUUCACUCGGAACAAAAGAAACGCAAGCUCAUACAGCCUAAAAGGGCACCACAAUACACCAGUUUGAUGAAUAUCCAGGACAAACUGAGUUGA